Messenger RNA from Lutra lutra (Eurasian river otter), 534 nucleotides. RefSeq names its product 60S ribosomal protein L17-like. The coding region runs from base 1 to 534 and encodes 177 amino acids. The record is from RefSeq and is a predicted model, not a curated record. Gene Ontology annotation, cellular component: cytosolic large ribosomal subunit; ribosome. NCBI's taxonomy places the organism in Eukaryota, Metazoa, Chordata, Mammalia, Carnivora, Mustelidae. Gene Ontology annotation, biological process: cytoplasmic translation. The transcript has a single exon. Gene Ontology annotation, molecular function: structural constituent of ribosome.
AUGGUUUGCCAGUCACUUGACCCAGAAAACCCUACAAAAUCAUGCAAAUCAAGAGGUUCAAAUCUUCGUGCUCACUUUAAGAACUCACAUGAAACUGCCCAGGCCAUCAAGGGCAUGCAUAUCCGAGAAGCCACCAGGUAUCUGAAAGCUGUCACUUUGCAGAAGCCACGUGUGCCAUUCCAUUGCUACAGUGGUGGACCUGGCAGGUGUGUCCGGGCCAAACACUGCGACUGGGCACAGGCUUGGGGGCUCAAAAGCAGUGCUGGAUUUUUACCACGUAUGCUUAAAAAUGCAGAGCAUAAUGCUGAACUUAAGGGUUUAGAGGCAGAUUCUCUGGUCACUAAGCACAUCCAAGUGCACAAAGCCCCCAAGAUGCAGCGUAGAAUUUAUGGGGCUCCUGGUCAGAUGAACCCAUUCAUGAGCUCUCCCUGCCAUGCUGAGAUGAUGAUCCUUACUGAAAAAGAGAAGAUUUUUCCCAAACCAGAAGAGGAGCUCACUCAGAAGAAACUAAAGAAACAAAAACUUGUGGUCUGA